Messenger RNA from Limanda limanda (common dab), 1527 nucleotides. RefSeq names its product cholinergic receptor, muscarinic 5b (gene chrm5b). NCBI's taxonomy places the organism in Eukaryota, Metazoa, Chordata, Actinopteri, Pleuronectiformes, Pleuronectidae. Gene Ontology annotation, biological process: adenylate cyclase-inhibiting G protein-coupled acetylcholine receptor signaling pathway; G protein-coupled receptor signaling pathway, coupled to cyclic nucleotide second messenger; chemical synaptic transmission. The record is from RefSeq and is a predicted model, not a curated record. The transcript has a single exon. Gene Ontology annotation, cellular component: plasma membrane; dendrite; synapse. Gene Ontology annotation, molecular function: G protein-coupled serotonin receptor activity; G protein-coupled acetylcholine receptor activity. The coding region runs from base 1 to 1527 and encodes 508 amino acids.
AUGGAGAACAGCACCUUCGGCAACACAUCGCACGUCGGAAUGACUGCUCACGGCCUUUGGGAGGUGAUAGCCAUCGCCACGGUGUCGGCCAUCGUCAGCCUGAUAACGAUAGUUGGUAACGUGCUGGUGUUGCUGUCGUUCAAAGUGAACAGCCAGCUGAAGACUGUGAACAACUACUACCUCCUGAGUUUGGCGUUCGCUGACCUCAUCAUCGGCGUGCUGUCCAUGAACUUGUACACCACAUACAUACUGAUGGGUUACUGGUCCUUGGGGAACCUGGCGUGUGACCUCUGGCUUGCAGUGGAUUAUGUGGCCAGCAACGCUUCGGUCAUGAACUUGCUCGUCAUCAGCUUCGACAGAUACUUCUCCAUCACGAGGCCGCUGACCUACAGGGCAAAGAGGACUCCAAAGAGAGCCGCCAUCAUGAUCGGACUUGCAUGGAUGGUGUCUUUUGUCCUCUGGGCGCCACCCAUCUUGUGCUGGCAGUACUUUGUAGGAGAGAGAAAAGUGCCUAAGGAACAGUGUCAGAUCCAGUUUUUGACCGAGCCUGUGAUCACAUUUGGAACCGCCAUCGCUGCUUUCUACAUCCCCGUCUCUGUUAUGACUAUCCUGUACUGCAGGAUCUACAAGGAGACGCAGAGACGCACCAAAGACCUGGCAGAGCUGCAAGGCCUGGCGACAGAAAAUAUUCCAGAAGGAAUUAAACCACCGAAAACUCUCAUUCACUCCUGCUUUCAUUUCACCAGAGAGAGGAGGGACCGGAGUCAGGCCUCCUGGUCCUCAUCCAACCAAAGUAACGCCACCAAGACGACCACCAGGUCCGAUGAGGCGUGGGCCAAAGCCGACCAGAUCACUUCCUUCAACAGCUACACCUCAUCUGAAGAGGAGGAGCACCACGCCUCACUGGAAACUCCACAGGGGUCUUUCAAAGAGCAAAGCAGUGUCCAGAGUAACAAGAACGGGCAAGUGACUGAUUAUGCAGAAGAUCAGUUUUUCUCCUCUCCUCAAAAGAAGAACAGCAAAAAGGGCAUCGCUUAUAAAUUCAGACCUGGCUCGAGGGUUAAAAAGAACAGUCCCCCACCUGCAGCACCCUGCCUGCCGGAAACAGAGCCCCCCGCCGCACACGCCUCCCCCUCCGCCUCCUCCACCACCUCCAAACCCAUGGACCCCGUCCUGAAGAGCCAGAUCACCAAGAGGAAGAGGAUGGUGCUGGUGAAGGAGAAGAAAGCGGCCCAGACUCUCAGCGCCAUCCUGCUGGCCUUCAUCCUCACGUGGACGCCGUACAACAUCAUGGUGCUCAUCUCCACCUUCUGCACCGAGUGCAUCCCCAUGUCCCUGUGGCACCUGGGCUACUGGCUGUGCUACGUCAACAGCACCAUCAACCCCAUGUGCUACGCCCUGUGCAACAAAACCUUCCAGAAGACCUUUCGCAUGCUUCUGCUCUGCCAGUGGAGGAGGAAGAGGAGGGGAGAGGACAAGCUGUACUGGUGCGGACAAAACCCAAACGCCAACAAUAAAGUGACUUGA